CACCAUAUGUUUCUUCGGUGUGAAUUUAUUUUUAUUACUUUAGCUCGAGUUUGUUAGCUUUGCGUUAUUUAAAAGUGUUAAAAGAUAGUUAAAAGUAGUGAAAAGACGAAUUAAAUAUGAAACAAAAGUUGAGGAAAAAGCCUACGGCCAUCUCGAGUAAGAUAAUUGAGCAGAAAAUACAAACUCAAGGGAGUUACGAGAGGAACGCCUCCAUCCACGAAAAUAUAUCAAACCGUAACCUUAAAAUGCUGACUGAUCUCCAGUAUUCGAUUUUCGAAAGGGGAUUGCUGAGGUUUGCCGAAGAUCAAACGCCGAAGAAGGACUCGAGGCCGAUGACGAGGCAGAGAACGGCGGAUUCAAAGAAAGCGGACAGUCCGUUGACCGACGACGACCAAACAGCAGAAAUGAUAUCCAUCGUCAAGGAAAUUUUCCGCAUCGCGUACAAAUUCCCCGGAAUGCUGCAAGAUCUACUCAACGAAGAUUCCGAGUUCAAUGUCUUGGAUAACAAUUCAACCACAAACCUGAUAUAUCCGGCGAAAAAAGGGCACACCUGCCAGCUCGGCGAAUAUUGUGAACUGAACCACUGGGGAAACGACAACUUAAGAAGUUCUUCAGCUUGAAUUGCCAAACUCGUUCCUUCAGCGACGGACAUUCUUCUAAUGACCUGCACCCAUCGGAAGCCCGUUUCCGUGGCUCUAUGACGACAUGGAUGAAGACAUCAUUUCUUGCCCAACGACGAUUCAAGUCUCUUAACUAUGUAAUUAAAACGUGGUGGAAAUAA
Messenger RNA from Cimex lectularius (bed bug), 781 nucleotides. RefSeq lists its product as uncharacterized. The coding region runs from base 117 to 620 and encodes 167 amino acids. The record is from RefSeq and is a predicted model, not a curated record. The transcript has 4 exons. Lineage: Eukaryota; Metazoa; Arthropoda; Insecta; Hemiptera; Cimicidae.